AUGGCGCCUGCGCCGGCCACCGCACCACGAACACGUCGUGGUCCGUGUCGUUGUCCGCACUCGAGUCCCUCUCCGGCGACACUCGCGCACUGCUCGGGCGGGGCGCGUGGUCGUGGUCCUUGGGCGAGCGCUCCGACACCACCCACCCGUCGCUGUCGAUCUGCUCGCUGAGCAGCGGCUCCUCGUCGCUGGAAGGCCCCUUGCGCAAGCGGGGCGCGGUGCCAGCGUCGCUGCACUGCGCCUCGUCCGCGCUCGGCUCCGACUGCGACAGCGCGCUCUCCCCUGUCUCCCGCGCCCCCGCGUCGCCCACGUCACUGUCCGCUUGUGUAACCGCUUCCUGCGCGCACUCGCACUUCGGGGGCUCCUCUUGCUCCGGGUCGUCCCCGAGGU
Messenger RNA from Gryllus bimaculatus (two-spotted cricket), 390 nucleotides. NCBI's taxonomy places the organism in Eukaryota, Metazoa, Arthropoda, Insecta, Orthoptera, Gryllidae. The record is from the annotation of a GenBank genome assembly.